Messenger RNA from Aspergillus terreus NIH2624, 1167 nucleotides. RefSeq names its product NAD(P)/FAD-dependent oxidoreductase. The coding region runs from base 1 to 1167 and encodes 388 amino acids. Gene Ontology annotation, molecular function: oxidoreductase activity. The transcript has 2 exons. Lineage: Eukaryota; Fungi; Ascomycota; Eurotiomycetes; Eurotiales; Aspergillaceae. The record is from RefSeq and is a predicted model, not a curated record.
AUGAGAGUCACCCGCUUUUUCUACAUCCUGUGUGCAGUGGCCCUCGCCGCGGCCGAGUCCAUUCCCGAGACAGAAUACGAUGUAAUUGUCGUCGGCGGUGGUCCAUCAGGCCUCAGUGCCUUGAGUGGUGUCUCCCGCGUUCGACGCACAGCGCUGCUCUUCGACGACCAGCAAUACCGCAAUGCGCCCACCCGGAACAUGCACGACGUUAUUGGCAAUGACGGCACACCCCCGGCCGCAUUCCGUGCUUUGGCUCGAGAGCAGAUCUCCAAGUAUCCGACGGCCCAUUUCAGUAACGCAACUGUCACUUCGAUCACGCCGGUUGGGCACGGCAAUUUUUCGGCCUUCUCCGUCGCUGACAGCGACGGUAAUACGCACACUGCUCGCAAGGUCGUGCUCGGCACCGGCAUGAAAGAUAUCCUCCCGGACACCCCGGGCCUGCAAGAAGCCUGGGGCAAGGGCAUCUUCUGGUGCCCGUGGUGCGACGGCUACGAACAUCGGGACCAGCCCUUUGGAAUCCUUGGCCCCAUCUCAGAUGUCCUGGGCAGUGUGUUGGAGGUCAACACCCAGUACACCGACAUCAUUGCCUUUGUCAACGGCACGCUCACCCCCGAGGGCAAGGCCGCCGCGACGAAGAAGCACAAGGACUGGGAGGAGCAGUUGCAGGCAUGGAACAUCAAGCUCGACAACCGCACUGUCACGCGCAUCGAGCGUCUCCAGGACGGCGAGACGCACCAGAACAAGACGGCCGACUUGCAGUUUGACAAGUUCCUCAUCCACUUCACUGAGGGCGACCCCGUCGAGCGCAACGCUUUCAUCACGAACUUCCCUGCCGUUCAGCGCUCGACCCUCCCAGAGCAGAUGCAUUUGAACGUGACCGACGACAAGAUUGUUGUCAACUUCAACGGCAUGCGCACGAACAUGACUGGCGUGUUCGCGGUAGGCGAUGCCAACUCCGACGGCAGCACUAACGUGCCUCAUGCCAUGUUCAGCGGCAAGCGUGCCGCUGUCUACCUCCACGUGGAGAUGUCCAAUGAGGAGUCUACCUCCAAGGUUGCGAGGCGGGACGGAGUCUUGACCCGCCGCAGACUGGAGAAAGAGGCUGUUCGCGCGAUCGGUGCGAACCUCGAGCCUCAGUGGGAGCAGGCGAAGAGGAAAUCAGUCUGA